This is a messenger RNA of Entamoeba invadens IP1, 726 nucleotides long. RefSeq lists its product as hypothetical. The record is from RefSeq and is a predicted model, not a curated record. NCBI's taxonomy places the organism in Eukaryota, Evosea, Mastigamoebida, Endamoebidae. The transcript has a single exon. Gene Ontology annotation, molecular function: ubiquitin-like protein binding; ubiquitin conjugating enzyme binding; cullin family protein binding. Bases 1 to 726 code for a protein of 241 amino acids. Gene Ontology annotation, biological process: positive regulation of ubiquitin-protein transferase activity; protein neddylation. Gene Ontology annotation, cellular component: ubiquitin ligase complex.
AUGGGAGCGAGACAAACAAGAUAUCAAAGGCGAUCGGAACGAAGGUCGUUUCGCAAAAUCGAGGUUUGUCACUCCACUUCAAAAAUGCCACACAUCAGCUGGGAAGACCCAAUUCUCUCCACUAGUUCAACGCACAUGCUAUGCACACAUCACAACGACCAAAUCAGUAUCGACUUCACUCAUUAUGCCACGGAAGGUGUUAUUCAACCACUUGGAUUGUCUCAAAUGCUAUUAGACUUGGGGAUACACGACGUCGAGACUUUAGACGCUUUAUGGGUGGCUUAUAUGUUUAGUGCAAAGGACUUUACUAUCACAGCUGUGGAAUUUAGAAAGUGCCUCGAACGAUUCGGGGCGACGUCCCUUGAGAAGUUCAAAAAGAUGAUUCCAAAGAAUCAACUCGAAGACAAAGACAUCGCGAGAAAGCUAUUUGUCUAUGCAUUUGAGUGUAACACGGGAUAUCGACAAACUCGUAUUGAAAAGAUUGACGCUAUCUAUUUACUCGAGUUGUUCUUUGGCAAAGAGAAUCCACAAGUCAUUCGCUUCAUUCAAUUCCUUAACUUGGAGUCUACAAAGAAACUGACAAAGGACGACUGGAAUAAUUUGUACGACUUCAUUCAAACCGUCGAUUAUGAACUUUUAAAUUAUGACGACUCAGGUAACUCGUCGUGGCCAUUAGUUUUCGACACUUAUGUGGAAUACACUAAACAACACACGUUAUCAAAUUAA